ACAUGAGCGGAUUUCCAGGAAAGAAGCGGAUGGAUAAGAAAAAGAAAGAACGGACACCGGCGGUAAAAAGCGGGCCACAGAUACUGGCAGAACAGAGAUGGGCCCGGAAGAUGCAGGCAGCACAGAAGGAUGCUGAAACGAGGCUUAUAAUUAAAAGGUGGGUAGACCUGAAAAAGACCUUACAGAAGCCGCGUGAAAAGAGGCUGGCAGAGCUAAGGGAGGCAGAGAAAAGGCUGGCAGAAGACAGUCGGGACAUGCAGAGGCAGGAGAGGUGGAGAGAGUGGAGGCAGAAGGAACGAGAGCUGUGGGAGGCAGAGCAGAGACAGAAAGAGCAGGAGCUCAACUCUAUGAAAAAACUUGAAAUUCUGCAGGAGACCAAGACACCUCACACACAGGUGCUUAAGUCUCCUACCAUCUUGGAGGAGUUAAAGAUACUGGAUGAACUGCUUGAGGAGACAGCAGAUAUCAAACUGCCAUCAAUGUCCCCCGUCCAUCAGCCAGUCUCCCCAACCCCCACACCCCUCCCACUGGGUAAAUAUGGAGCAUACUUGGGCCUCACCACCACCAAACCCCUGGAAGCUCAGGCCAGGCACCCCCACGGGGUCAAGCAUCCCACCUGCACACCUCUUCCUGAGGACACUCAAAUCUACACCCACCCCAUGGCCAACCAGGAGGAAGGAUUAGAGAGUGGACUGGCAAAGCUGCAAGUACAGGAGGCAUCUGUUGAGGAGAGUUCCAACAGUGACAUGUUGAUGAAAAUUGAGAAUGAGAUAAAGGCUGAGGAGGGUAAAGCAGCAAAGAAAGAGAGGGAGUUCAUAGAAAAGCAGAAGAAAGCAGAAAAGCUGGCGCAGGAGAAGAUGGAGAAGAAACAGAGGAAGCAGCUGGAGCAGGCAGAAAAAAGAAACAUGGAGAUUCAAACUAAGCUGGAGAAUGAGAGAUGCAAAAUGAAAGCUCUAGAAAGGAAAGAGAUGCAAAGGUUAGCAGAAGAGCAAAGACAGGAAAUGAAGAAGAAAGAAAAGGAAGAGAAAAAGGCAGAAAAAGGACAAUUGGAAAUGGGGUCUUUGCCAAAAUAUGGCUUCUUCGAGAAGAUAAAGAGGGCCUUUCAUUUCCACUGAUAAGAGAGACUUUCCAUCUACUGUAACACCAACCGUGACAAACAUCAGGGACUGCCCUUCUACACCUUUGCUCAGUCAUUUGG
Molecule: messenger RNA, 1198 nt
Organism: Osmerus eperlanus (European smelt)
Lineage: Eukaryota; Metazoa; Chordata; Actinopteri; Osmeriformes; Osmeridae
Product: ensconsin-like
Exons: 2
Coding region: 3-1115 (370 amino acids)
Source: RefSeq, a predicted model, not a curated record